Parastagonospora nodorum SN15 is the source of this 270-nucleotide messenger RNA. RefSeq lists its product as hypothetical. The record is from RefSeq and is a predicted model, not a curated record. Lineage: Eukaryota; Fungi; Ascomycota; Dothideomycetes; Pleosporales; Phaeosphaeriaceae. The transcript has 3 exons. The coding region runs from base 1 to 270 and encodes 89 amino acids.
AUGGCACGUCAGCACGGCCAUACGACAGCCGUCCGAACAAAGUUCCAGGCUGCAGCUCAUCUCCGGGUCACUUGCAACCACCGUGUGCCCUCCCUUUCACGUACACCUUCACAUUCACCGCAAACCUCAUUCACGAUUGAUGCUUCACGACCACACUCUUCGCAGGAUCAACGCUCGACACUCUACCUGAAUCCGACCGCAAACACCCAGAAGGAGCAGGAACGACGCACCGAAGCGCACACUCGACGGACCAUCGAACUCGCACGAUGA